Messenger RNA from Cynara cardunculus var. scolymus (artichoke), 1250 nucleotides. Its product is annotated as vacuolar protein sorting-associated protein 27. Lineage: Eukaryota; Viridiplantae; Streptophyta; Magnoliopsida; Asterales; Asteraceae. Gene Ontology annotation, molecular function: phosphatidylinositol-3-phosphate binding; metal ion binding; ubiquitin binding. Gene Ontology annotation, biological process: protein transport to vacuole involved in ubiquitin-dependent protein catabolic process via the multivesicular body sorting pathway; protein targeting to vacuole. Bases 171 to 1004 code for a protein of 277 amino acids. The transcript has 10 exons. The record is from RefSeq and is a predicted model, not a curated record. Gene Ontology annotation, cellular component: ESCRT-0 complex.
GGGUCUGGUAGGAUCCGAUUGGAUUCGUUCAUCUCUCCCUUUUUGAUCGUCGAUAUCCACAAUCUGAUCAUUUCACUUUGAGCUACAAAUCGGUUCCUCAACCAUAAAUCCAUACUUAUCGAUCGACAAGUUCACUAGAACCAAGGUUGAAUCAGAAUUUUAGGUCAACAAUGUCGUUGGAACCUCCACCUUUCCAAGAAUCAUCACGCUGCGACAUUUGUAAUUGCAGUUUCAACACCUUCAGGCGACGGCAUCAUUGCCGAUGUUGUGGCCGAACUUUGUGUGCCGAACAUUCAUCAGAUCAAAUGGCUUUACCACAAUUUGGUCUUCACUCACUUGUUAGAGUUUGCUCAAAUUGUUAUAAUGAUGCAUCUCGCUCUGGGAAGUCUGAUGGAGCCGCUUCUGUGAAUGGAGUAAAUUCUGUGACAGAUUCCGUAUCAAGGGUUGAUAUUAAUACACCAUCAAAUUCUGAUGCUAGACAAAGUGCUGGUGUAAGUACUCCAGAUUGCAAGUGUGGAAUGCCUUUAUGCAUUUGUGAGGUGCCAUCAAACGAUAAUGUGGCUCCUGUGCAGCCUAAACCCAUGCCAACAUCCACAGUUUCCACUAUGUCGAAAACAAAGAAAGCAGACACAGCACCUAGGAGUAGAGGUUCUUCAUCAUAUAGCAAGUCCAGUACUGGACAAUCAGCCAAUGCUCAAAAACCGCUUGCUGAUUAUGAAGUUAAUGGAGAGGGGUUACGGGAAGCUAUAAAGAAUGGUGACUUAUUUGCUGUUAAAAAGCUUCUUGGUGAGGGAGUGGAUGCAAAUUACAGUGACAAACAAGGAUUAUCUCUCUUGCAUCUGGCGGCUGUUUUUAACCAAACUGAGAUAGCUUUCACUCUCAUGGAAAAUGGAGCAAGUCUGGACUACAAGAAUUUGCAGGGGGAGACUCCACUUGAUUGUGCCCCUGUGACAUUGCAAUUCAAGAUGAAGAAGAAGAUGGAAGAAAUCAAACAAUCCAAGUAAACAUCAUCAUUUCCUGAAACUUUAUCUGCUUCUACUAUGAAUUAUGGUCAUAGAUUCAACUUUGGAAACCAUUCUAUGUUUAUUUCGAUCCUAGCAGCCGAACAACACCCAAUUGUUAGUGGUUUGCAAGUGUUUUUCUUCUUUGGAAAAAUAACCAGUUCUAUCCUUCUUCUUUCCUAAAGAAGCAAAAGAGUCAGAAUAAGCAAAGCGAAACGGUAAACAUUUAUAUUAUAUUUUCUGUCUAAA